Molecule: messenger RNA, 1037 nt
Organism: Suillus fuscotomentosus
Lineage: Eukaryota; Fungi; Basidiomycota; Agaricomycetes; Boletales; Suillaceae
Product: glyoxalase-like domain-containing protein
Exons: 4
Coding region: 42-911 (289 amino acids)
Source: RefSeq, a predicted model, not a curated record
GUUCUAUACAUGUUCUAGUGCCUGAUCUUGUGAACACAACCAUGUCGACACCCUCAACCAAGACUCUUGACCACAUCGUGCAUCUCACACCUCCUGGCUCAGUGGAUGAGGUAUCACGACAAUUCCGUGAACUUGGCUUCCAGUGCUGUCCUCCAGGUGGUACACACGCUGGGGGACUGACACAAAAUGCGCUCGUGGUACUGCAAGACGGCGCAUACCUUGAACUCAUUUCUUUCACGCACCCAGCGUCGCAUUACCCACCAGGAUCACCUGAGCGCCAGAAACGGGAUGCCGAUCCCUGGGCAUGGAAAGAACCUGGUUGGAUUGACUAUGCGUUCCUCGGGUCUUCCAACACAUCAAUAUCAAAGCUUAUAAACGCCCGAGCCAAGAAGGAUAAGAGUGGGAUUCGAUAUGAUCCAGAAGUUGAUGGAGGAAGAGAGCGCAGCGAUGGCAAGGUAUUAAAGUGGCGGAUCUCUGCACCAUCACAGGAUGCUGGCAGAGGAGUUGCCCCAUUCUUCUGCGGAGAUGUCACACCAAGGGAAUGGAGGGUCCCACUCGAUCCCCCUUCGAAUGCAGAACAUCCGUCAGGAGUACUCGGGAUCGCAUACGUCCGAAUUUUGGUGGAGGAUGACGAUUUGUCGGACGUGACAGCGGAUAUGACGUCGGUCAUCGGCAGAUCACCUGUGUAUCACACAUCGCGAAGAGUAACUUGGGUACUUGACACGCCUAGCACAGAUGUCGCUGGAGGAAGACCCCGACUCAUCAUCAGUGUGCCAGAGACAGAGGGCGAACGCUGGACGUUGGAAGGAAGGGGUGAGGGUAUUUAUGAGGUUGCGUUUCUCGUUAGUUCAGGAAUGAAGGCGGGGCAAUCCUGGACGCCGUAUGGAAAAAUUGUUUGGCUAAAGGGGUAGUGUGGUGGCAUAGAAUAUGGAGGAUGUACGAGAAUAUCUGGGAUCAGGGUCGAGGAGAAACAGCUGUGUGUGUAUAUAAAGCUAGUCACCAUAGUUGAACGAUAAUUUUGAUCAUGGUAAUGCGAA